GGUCACAGCCUUGUUGUCUUUGUGUAAAGGAGUGCUGCUCGGUCUCACAUCACUUCUUCCCUCUUCCCCGAGUCCUCUUGAACUCUCCCCCGGGUCUCUACCCUCCCAAACCUCUCCCCUUCUACCCUCACAACCCCGACCCUUCCCCCGGAUACCGUGUACCGCGCGGACCAGUGUCUGCUGUCCUGUGAGAGAUACACACGACAAGAUUUCAGUCGCAGCUAUGGACUCCGGUGUGAUUGAAGGAGGGCUCAAUGUCACCCUCACCAUCAGGCUGCUCAUGCACGGCAAGGAAGUUGGAAGUAUAAUUGGAAAGAAAGGUGAAUCUGUCAAGAAGAUGCGAGAAGAAAGUGGCGCCCGAAUCAACAUCUCUGAGGGCAAUUGUCCAGAAAGAAUCAUUACUCUGGCAGGACCAACCACCGCCAUCUUCAGGGCAUUUUCCAUGAUCAUUGAUAAGCUUGAGGAAGACAUAAGCAGUUCAAUGACAAACAGUACAGCCACAGGAAAACUCCCAGUGACCCUGCGCAUUGUGGUGCCAGCCAGCCAGUGUGGCUCCCUCAUCGGCAAAGGUGGCUGCAAGAUUAAGGAAAUUCGAGAGUCAACUGGAGCUCAGGUACAAGUGGCCGGAGACAUGCUCCCCAACUCCACGGAACGAGCCAUUACCAUAUCUGGAACUUCCCAGGCUAUUAUUGAGUGUGUGAAGCAGAUCUGCGUAGUCAUGCUUGAGUCUCCACCUAAAGGUGUCACUAUUCCGUACCGACCUAAGCCAUCAGGUUCACCCGUCAUCUUUGCAGGCGGACAGGCCUAUGCCGUACAAGGACAACAUGCAAUCCCUCAGCCAGAUUCUUCCUCUGCUGCGAUCUCUUCACAGCUCACCAAGCUUCACCAACUGGCCAUGCAGCAGAGCCCCUUCCCAAUUGCACCGAACAACCAGGGAUUCACUGGGAUGGAUCCUCCUGCUCAAACGGAGAUGAACAUUCAGAAUGAUGUGAUUGGAUGCAUCAUUGGCCGUCAAGGCGCGAAAAUCAAUGAGAUCCGACAGAUGUCCGGUGCUCAGAUCAAGAUCGCAAAUCCAGUGGAGGGAUCGACCGCUCGGCAGGUCACCAUCACGGGCUCACCUGCCAGCGUCAGUCUGGCUGAGUACCUCAUCAAUGCCAGGCUUACCUCUGAGGCAACUGGACUGGCGGCCAACUGAUAAGACACUGCAUCUGCACUAGAUCUCACUUUUAUAUCCUCGGCUACCACAAAAACAAACAAUGCAACUGACCAAAUUAAAAGGUUCUAUUCCCACCACCUCCUCAUCAUUUGACACGUCAGCCAACGCGAUUUCUGUUUGUCUAUUAUUUAUUUUCUUCUGGUUUUAGUCCAAAUAAUCAGUCAAGUCAAUUUUUAAUUCCCCUCUUUUGCCAAGGUGGAGGUUUUAAUCUUUCUUUUAAAUUUAUUGUGGAUGAAUCCCCCGCUCCCCGCCAUCACAGAGGAGUAGCGUUUAAACUCUGAGAGGGCAUUUCAGUUGAGUUCUGUACAGUCCCGUUUUUUUUUUCUGGAGAUAUAUUCAAAUGUCUGAGUGAAUACUGUUUUUUAUAACCUUAUUUUCCCUCACUCUGCAUAAAGAGAACUCGACUUUCCUUUGUCGACAUGCUUUGGAUUUCCACCGUGUCCCUCACGUCUCUAACUGAAGUGCUUGUUAGAAGAGUCGCACUGAUCUCUCACUGGAGCUGCAGUGUCUCGUUCACGUGGUGGCGAAUGUUUUAACGUAAAUUAACCAGGAUGAUGUUUCAUUCCCACUAACCUCUCCUGCUCCUCAGAUCCACGUGUUCACUGGGAUGGGAGGUUUUCAGGGGUUCAGAAGCGGAGGGUUCUCCUCCCUCUUUUUUUGUAAAAACUAUAUUCUAAAAAAAUGUCUGAAUAUUUGUUUGAAAUGGAAGAAAUUAUUAUUUUUUAACUAUAAAAAGGGCAUUGAAAUGCUCGCUGUCAAUUGACGAGGCUGUUAAGGAACAUCUGGGAACUAGACAAAGAAAAGGGGUUAACACUAGUUUCCUGCUCUUUGCUUUGCUCAAGUCAGAAUUUUAUUUUUUAUUUGCAGGAAGCGACUUUUGUGCACGUUUUUUGAAACUGUAGACCUGAGUGCCACAUUGUUUAAAAAAGAAAAUAAAAAAAUGAAAUAAAAUGUGAAAUGCUAAAACCACAAACUAUCUCUCUUUAUUGUGUUGAAAUAAUAAUAGUCACUUUUUAAGCAUCAUCUGGGCUGCACCUUACCUCGGGACUGAUGUAAAAAUGAUGAAAUACUGAUGAAAAAAAAUGUUCAAAUUGAAGGCAAAAAUAAUUCGGAUCAAGUCUGGUUUCCAUAAAUAUCUGCAGUAAAUCAAGAACACCAAAAGGUGAACUGUAGUCAGUUGCUUCAUGUCUGUAUCUUCAACCUAUUGUCUAGUUUGUGUCUGAAGAGUAAAGUAAAGUUGGAUGCUACUGAGGAUGAAUAAAAUGUCACUUGACACUUUGACAUGUCAACAUUUAACUGAUAAUCCACUUUAAAUCUAAAAUCACUUUUGGUAUGAUGGUAUUUUAAGUGGAUUAAUGUCUCCACAUUCCCAUGUUUUAUAUUGUUGUAAAGUUGCUGGGGUAGAACGCACGUAUUUGGUUUUUAUUGUGCUUAAAAAUUGCAAUAGUUGUGAACGUGUAAACAGUUUUUUGAAAAGUAAGAGCAACGUUUUUAUCCAUGUUCAAAAUGACCAGAGGACAAUGAGUGCAAUCGGACGCCAGGUGGCGGCAGCGUCGCGCA
Messenger RNA from Synchiropus splendidus (mandarinfish), 2776 nucleotides. Its product is annotated as poly(rC)-binding protein 2-like. The coding region runs from base 224 to 1195 and encodes 323 amino acids. The record is from RefSeq and is a predicted model, not a curated record. NCBI's taxonomy places the organism in Eukaryota, Metazoa, Chordata, Actinopteri, Syngnathiformes, Callionymidae. Gene Ontology annotation, molecular function: single-stranded DNA binding; mRNA binding. Gene Ontology annotation, cellular component: cytoplasm; nucleus; nucleoplasm. The transcript is spliced from 13 exons. Gene Ontology annotation, biological process: regulation of gene expression; regulation of RNA metabolic process.